This is a messenger RNA of Paramecium octaurelia, 700 nucleotides long. The record is from the annotation of a GenBank genome assembly. Lineage: Eukaryota; Ciliophora; Oligohymenophorea; Peniculida; Parameciidae.
AUGUCUUCAGGAUAAUUUGACGAUCUCCUCAUACCAGGAUUUUAUACCGAGAAUGACUAAUCGUCUAAUUCAAAUUCAGAUGAAAGUUAGGAUAGCCAUGAAAACAGAAACAUUAUUCGUCUAUCUUUCUCAAAAAUCUUUGGCAAAAAAGGUAUCAAUGAUAAAAAGAAAUAAACCAAAAAUUUGAGUUAGAUAAAAAAGGUUAAGCCACUCAACAAAACUCAUAAACAAAAACACUCACACAAAAAUGAUUUUUAAUAGGUAGAUUAAAAAUAAGAUUAAUUUCAAAAAUAAUAAUCCUACAGUGACGACAAGAAUGAAUGCUAGAAUCUAAUGGAAAAGAGACUUUCAGAAAACAAGAAAUCUAAAUACAUCUAUCCAGGUGAAACAAAAAACAUGUACUAUAAUAUAUGUUAAAAUUUGAAACAUUUUAUAUGUAAAUAUUUCUAUUCAUAAAGUAGAAUUUAAUUUUGAUGAAUAAUAUUAGUCUCAAGACACAUUGAAAAAAUUCUUGGAAUCUCCUAAAAGACUAGGAUAUUUUGAAUUCAAAAGGAUGCUCAAAGAAAGCUCUAUGCUAUAACAAAUAACUAGAAUAUUUUUUGCAUAAUUUGGUUGGGCUCGAUUCUUCAUAUUGAAUAAUAGAGUUGACUUGGAUUAGUACUUUAGGUAUAAACCAGCUUUUCUGAUUGAUAAAUGGUGA